AUGUUUACUGAAUUUACACUAGCUAAACUAGAUGAUACAUUCGAAGAUUUCGAUAUACAGGGAAAACAAUCACAAGAUGUUGAACAUGUUCUAUGUGAAACAGAGAGUACACAAACAUUUACUCCUUCUACAGCUUUCGCACAAAUACAAGAGGUACUUGAACCAAUUGAGCAAUAUUUAAUAGCAGCACAUAUUGAUGGGUUGGACAGUUUCAACCACUGGGCUAGAAGCAUGUUUGAAUGGAGUAAGAAAAGAGAAUUUGUAAUUAAGCAGUAA
This is a messenger RNA of Dentiscutata erythropus, 276 nucleotides long. The record is from the annotation of a GenBank genome assembly. Lineage: Eukaryota; Fungi; Glomeromycota; Glomeromycetes; Diversisporales; Gigasporaceae.